Messenger RNA from Theileria annulata, 1209 nucleotides. RefSeq names its product proliferation-associated protein 2g4, putative. The record is from RefSeq and is a predicted model, not a curated record. The coding region runs from base 1 to 1209 and encodes 402 amino acids. NCBI's taxonomy places the organism in Eukaryota, Apicomplexa, Aconoidasida, Piroplasmida, Theileriidae. The transcript is spliced from 5 exons.
AUGUCGACUGAAUCAGUUGAGGCCGAGCUUAACAAUAAUCACGAAUCACAUUUGGACGAAAAUGAUUUAUCCAACUCCGACAUUGUCACCAAAUAUCGCACUGCCUCAAAUGUAGCUAACACUGCUUUAAAAAAUGUACUAGCAGCCGUUAAGCCAGGAGUGUCUGUGAAAUCUUUGUGCCAGAUAGGAGAUUCCACGAUGCUGGAGGAGACCAACAAGUUGUACAAUAAGAAGGAAAACGGUAGAAAGGUUGAUAAAGGCGUGGCAUUCCCCACUUGUGUUUCAGUUAAUGAGUUAAUUGACUACUUUUCACCAAUGGACGACUCGCUAACAGUCAAGGAGGGUGAUGUUGUUAAAGUUACUUUGGGGUGUCAUAUUGAUGGUUAUGUUGGAAUGGUGUCGCAUACCAUGUUUGUGGGCGAAUCAGUGAAGGGAAGGAGCGCAGAUGUUCUUAAGGCGGCAUGGUUGUGUUGUGAGGCAGCACUCCGGAAGCUUAAGAGCGGUGUUUCAAGCCAUGAAGUGUCAAAGGUUAUAGAAAAAGUAGCCUCUGAGUUUAACUGCACUCCCCUUAUCGGUUUUUACAGCCAUGAACUUAAGAGGCAUGUGAUAGAAGGAGUGAGGUACUUUUCAGGAAGCACUAAGCUCGAGGAUAAGACUGAACCCAUAACAUUUGGGACUAAGGAAGCAUAUUCUUUGAACGUAGUGUUAACUACAGGAGACCAUAAGCCUAAAACUACUGAACUACCCACUACUGUGUAUAGAACUGACGUCCAGAACAGAUAUACACUCAAAACCUCUCUGGGAAGGUCCUUUAUGUCCCAAGUCAACUCCAAGUUCCCUGUGUUCCCCUUCCACCUCAAGUCCUUCGAGGACGAAAGGGCACUCAAGGUUGGCCUUCAGGAGUCACUCAGACACAACCUCCUAAAGCCAUACUUUGUAACCUCAGUUAAACCAGGAGAUGUCGUGGCUCAUUUCAGGUUCACAGUACUCUUACUUCCAACUGGAACCAAGAAAAUUUCUGGACUUCCAUUCGAACAACUCGAAAAGUGUAACUCAGAACUCUCUGUCAAAGAUCAAGAACUACUGACUCUACUCUCAGUAUCUUAUUACUACCAUAUUAUUGUUAUAUUAUUACCAUAUUAUAAUUAUAUUAUUGCUCCGGUGAAUCCUAAGAAGAAAAAGGCAACAAAGGAGGAGGAAUCAUCUUGA